GUUUCUUCUGGGUUACUUACCCAAUAAUAAUAAAACAUUUUUUAUUUUACAAAGGGAGAUUGGUAGAGCAAAAAGAAAAAGAAGAAGCAUUGCAUUGCACGGUUUUUGCAGGGUUGGUGUUUUUUUUUGAAGUUGGAAUGGAACACGCAUUUUACAAAGCGCACUCACACGAGAAAGUGCAACCGACGAAGAAUCUUGAAAGUUGGGAGAACGAGGAGAGAGAGAGAGAAAGAAAUAGAAAGAAAUAGAAAGAAAGAAAGGCAUUUCAGAUUGUAAGCUUCACUUUCCUCGCUUGUUCGUUUUAAAAAACCAAACCAGGGUGUUGUUAAUGGGAGGGGAAGGCGGGAUUAAGGGGAGAAAACCUGACAGUUUAUUGACUCGCUCAAAAUCUUCUGUGUCCUCUGAGAGAGGUGGCCUUCUUGGUGGUGGCCCCCUAAAAUACAGAAACACACCUCCUCCCCCCCCCAACGCACACAGAGAGGUCUGGGUCUCUGGCCCCAUCUCUUUUACACCUUCCAGUUGGUUGAUGAAGACGGCCUUCGGAAACCGAAUAUUUUUGGCUGCCCUCUAUCUUUGUUGCAUUUCUAUCCCGCCGUCUUCCCCAAAGAGCUCGCACUGGUGUUCAUGGUUCUUCUCCCCCUCCUCAAUGAAUCCCCCCAACAGCCCUUUGAGGUAGGCUAGGCUGAGAGUGAGCUUCAUGGCAGAGUGUGGAUUUGAACCCGGGUCUCGUUGUUAAAGGAAUUUCAAAGCAUUCCCUGCUUACCCCAAGGAUUUGGUGGCUGGAACAUCUGCCCUGGCAACCCUGAAAUUACUGGUUUUGAGAGCGGGUGUGGAGUUUUAGGACUUUUAAACAGUUUUUAGCAGUUUUAAUUGUAUUGUAUCGGCAUUGUUUGCUACCCUGGGCUCUUUUGGAGGAAGGGUGAGAUAUAAACUUAAGUAAAUCAGGCACAUGCUUUUGGGAGCAAGUAUUCCCAUUUGCAUCAAGCAGGUGUUACAAAGCAAUAAACUAAUUUCCGCCUGCCCCAAAGUCCAUUUUUCUCUCCCUAAACUGCACCAAGGCUUCACUUCGUCCCAUAUUUGACUUUCAAGUGCUUUUUGAGAACUUUUUUUAAUGCCAACAGCCGUAUGCCAUUGUUUAAAAUUUAUCUAAAUUUUCUCUUUUAAAAAAACCUCUUUAAAUUUCUCUUUAAAAGUAGCCAGCCACUUUCCUGAUUGUUCUGUAUUGCUUUAAAAUGUUUUAAUGUAUGACUGCAUCGAAUAAUUGAAGACAUGACUGCUCUUGCCACUUGUGAUGGGAUUGCUUAUAAAUGUAGACUUUGAAUGGACAAGUGUAUAAAUGUUCUCAAUUUCAUUACAACAUAUAGGUUAAAAAUAAAGACAUAUGUAUUUGGAUGAUAAUAACAUCUAUAUAUUAGAUAAGCAUAUAUGGAAUUGUAAUUCUUAUAGUGAUACAGUAUAGCAUACCUUUCUUUUUUAUAUAAAAAAAAUCACGUUCUCACUUUUUUUUUCUAUGUUCUUUAUUUUAAGUGUUGUUAAAAAUGCCGUCCUCCGUUGUCUCCUGAGACGGAUGGAUGCCAAUAAUAAUAAUAAUAAUAAUAAUAAAUGAAUAAAACAUUUUAAUGUUGCUCUCCACCUCUCUGAAGUUUUGCAAGAGCGUAGCAUAUAAAUAAAUACUUUAAUAAACAAAAUACAUUUUCUUGCAAGGAAGAAGCCCAUUGAGCUCUGUGAGGCUUACAUCCGAGUUAAAACACACAGGGAUCUUCAUAUUCCCCUUCUCCAAACCCGCUAUCUUAUUCCUGAUGGAUGCACACACUGUGGCAGGCCUGCCCAGGAUAAUUUCAUUAUUUUCUCCUUUCCACUCCUCCUGGUCUCCCCACGCAGCCAGCUUUGUAACUGCCCCACCACAGAGAUAGAAAAAGAGAGGUAUUGCAACAGAGCCUUCACUUCCGGCUCCUGUCUUCAGGCCUCUGCAAGGAGUAUAAUGCAAAAAGCAAGUUUCCCUCCACCAGCCCACCUCUGACCUUUUAAAGUGAUUAGUUUUGCUGUUCUUUAUGUGGCGCCAUUAAUAUGCACGGCACUUUGCUUGGGAAGCAACAACUCAUGAAAAAGCAAAUAUAGCUCUGCUGCUGGUCCACAAGGGGAUGGUGAAAUUCACAGCUACAUUGACUGGCCUCCAGGACUACAACUCCCAUCAGUCCCAGUGAGCAGGGGUUGUAGUCGAAAAAAAUAUAUGAGGGGGCACCAAGUCUGGCCUUGAAGCAGAGCUUUCCAAACUGUGUGUCGUGACACAUUAGCGCGUCAAGCUGGAAAGGGGUUAGUUUAGCCUCUGGUUUGCUAGUAAAACUGAAUUAAAACUGUGUCGCGAAAUGGUGCAUGUCUAAAAUGUGUGUCACCAACAUGAAAAGUUUGGAGAGCUCAGCCUUGAAGAAUAGAGAGUCCAGCUGUUUAAGGCUGAAUCUGCAACCAGAGGAUUUUCCACUAUCUGAAGAUAAGGCUUUGCAUUUUGUGAGGUUUGCACUCCCUUCUGACCAUGAGGAAAUGGCCUCAAUUGACUACUUUUAAUAGCAAUAAUAAUUUUAUGAGUUAUACUUUGCCCAUCUGGCUGGGUUGUCCCAACCCAUUCAAAAGCAAUCUCUGGUGUGUGUGUGUGUUUUGCCACAGAUAAGUAUACAAGCACUGAAUGUUGAAAGAUCUGAAGCAGAUUUUUAAAAAAAUUCCUUCAUGCAGCACAAAGUUAAACUGUGGAACUCACUCCCACAGGAAUCUAAGGCAUAAACUGCCUCUGAUAAACGUGUACACAAGCUGACCAGCCAAAUUUUGGUACUGUACUUAACAAAGAGCUGAUGAUGAAAGGUUCUGUGGAACCCAGAGGCUUGCCAGGCAUUCUGCCAGAUAAGGGUUUAACUUUGCGAUGCAUUUUAUUGUUUUAUGUCUUUUAUUCUGGUUUCUUUAUUAGUCUUGCAAUGUAGCUUCAGCUACACAGAUAAAUAUUAUUUCUUUAACUUCUGUGCCACCCCUUAUCUGAAGAUCACAGGGUGGUUGACGCUACAGAAACAAUAUUCCAAAUAUAAACACAACCAUACAAAUAUUCAGAAUAUAAACACAAUAUUUGGAAGCUUGCCACUGUUGUGAUAUCUGGGUUGGAACCGGAACUCAACCCCCUGCCCCAAACACCUAAUAAUUUUGAAACUGCAGUCGACGAGAUCCUGUGAUUUCCACCAUCACCUUCUGAUUGCUACCCAUCUAUGAUUUCCACUCAUCACUCCCCACAGGAGGGGAAAGUGCUCUUGGGCUUAAAUCCUGCUUGUGGGAAGUGGGGACCCCCAGUAGUCAUCUAGUCUAACCCGCUGCAAUGCAGGAAUCCCAGGAACGGCUGGCGGGGAAAACUUCCAGCCUGAAACAGCGGAGAGCUGCUGCCAGUCAGUACAAACAACACGAAAGCUUAUACAGUAUUAGAACAAACUUAGUUGGUCUAUAAGGUGCUACUAGACAAAAUAUUUAAAAAAUAAAAUUUUUAUUUAACACUGAGCUGGAUGAGGCAAGUUCCUCUUUCCCUACGAGUGUUGAGCACAGGUUUCUCCUGCGCAGGCCACGCACAGAUGCAAUCUAGGGUUAAACUGCAAGAAAUUUUAAAAAGUGCCAUUUAUUAUUUUGCAUCAGCAAGCGCAAGGAACCCACAACACGCGCCUCUGCCUCCCCCCUUUUCAUCUUCCACUUAGGGUGGCUCUUGUUACACCAAGCGGGAAGCGGCGCUGAAAUGGGCUGCGCCAUUUCAGGCUACAGGGUGGGUUAGGUUUAUUUUUUAAAAAAUAAAAAUAAAAACAAACCAGCUGCACCUUGCAACGAGAAAGGUGCCGCUGUAGGAGAUUCCCCCCCCCCUAUGCCGCGCUGCUUUUCUGCUUGCAGCGGUUUUGAAACGACCUGCAUAUAUCAUGUCAUUUAAAAGUUGGUAUGUCCCGCUAGCUGCCUGUCUGGAGCGGAACAAACCAUUUCGCCACCCUGUUCCGGGGGGGGGGUGAGGAGUUGGAGCUAGAGAGAGGAAAAAGAAGGAAGAGACCAAGGCCUAAAUCAUUCCUGACUUCAUUUUAACAGUUUAAGCCAGUUCAAGGUGGGAGGGGGGAGGGAGGCUUCCCCAGAAAAGAAGAAGAGGGGAGAGUUUCCUUGACCCAACCCGCGAACGUGUGAAUGCGACUCCUGGUAGGCUGCAGUGUUUGCAAAAAAGCGGGGGGAAAGAGAGGGGUGAAUCUGGGCUUCGGCGGGUUUCCUUGCAAAAGGAGCUGAGUGCAUCGGAAGGAGAAGCAAGCGAGUGCUGUUGUUUUCCUGCCCCUUCCUCCAGCUGUGCGAGGGGGGCCCAAAAGGUGCGGAGCAGUGGGGUUACCUCUUUGCAUUUCUGGGUGUCUUUGGAAGCGCGCGCGCCCUCCAAAACGUAGACUUAUUAAAAAAGGCUGCAUAGACUGAAGAGCCUCAUUGUCCGCAGAGGAGACUUCGCAGUCGCUUGCGAAGCCAUUUUGUUUGCGAGGAAGGCAGAGCUUUGCCUACAGAGAAAACACAUCCUGGAUUUUUAUUUAUUAUUUUUAUUAUCAUUAUUAUUAUUUAUUAAUGAAACAGGGAGCUGUGAUUUUGGUGGCAGGGGAGGGGUGUUCCUGUUUUUGUUUUCUAACUCGCAUUCUUAUUUCCUAGGGGAAAACGUGUGGUUGUUGUUUUUAAAUUACGCAUUUGUUGCUUUUGAAAAGAUGCACGUGGGAAGGCAGUUUUCGGAAGAGGGGGCGGGGAGCAAGCCGUAGCUCAGUGGCUUUGAGUGCAGAAGGCCCCAGGUUCAGUCUGCGGGUAGAGCCUGGAGCCCCCAGCCUCAAAACCUGGAGAGCUGCUGCCAGCCCGUGUUGACUCUAUGGAGCUGUGCGCCCUGAGCUAGAUGGGCUCCGUGGGAGGGAGUCAACGCUCCUCCUGCUCCGAGUAAACCCAUGAACAUGCUUGACUUUAAUUUCAGUGGGUCUGCUCUAGGCAAAACUGAAGUUGCAAGUGUAAGGCGGCUUUUUGUGUUGCAAAGGAAAGUGUUUUUGUUACUGUCCUCAAUGUUGUGGAAACAUGGGUUGCGACCCUAUAGGGUAGCCCUGGUGCACAAAGUGGACAAGACUCUUGCACCCUUUAUUAGUCCAGCUGGGAUAGCUUGGUUGGUUAGAGCGUGGGGCUGGUGACGGCAAGGUUGCAGGUUCGAUCCCUGAAUGGGGCAGCUGCAUAUUCCUGCAUUGCAAGACUAGAAGAUGCUCAGGGUCUCUUACAAUUCUGUGAUUAUAUGAUCUCUGUUUAGUCACAUCAAAGAGGGAGUUUCCUUCCUCUACAUAACUGUUAAAGCUGUAAGGGCCCUGGCCUCUUUGGCAUCCAGCUACCUUACAUCCCUUCGAGUUAGUCCACUGCUCAUAGUGUGGGUUGCGAGGGUGGUAUUGUGCCAGCCUUGCAAUUCAGUCCAAUGCGGUUACGCUCUCGGGCAGCAAUCCUGUGCCCGCUUACCUGGGAGUAAGUUCCAUUGAGCUCUGUGAGGUACUGAGGCUUACUUCUAAGUAGGCUCAUAUAUCAGCAUGGUACUGUUGCUGCAGGUUGAGGGUUCCUGGGGGGUGGGUCAUGUAUCCCAUAUUACUACUACUACUACUACUGUUUAUUGCCUUUAUGUCCUACUUUUUACUCCAAAAAGCUCAAGGGGGCAUUUAUGGUUCUCCCCCAUUAAUUUGAUUUUGAAUUGAUUUUAGAGUGAAUUGAUUUUAGAAUGCUGUGUUACUUUUAUUGUUGUUAGCCGCUGUGAGCCCAGCUUUGGCUGGAGAGGGCGGGAUAUAAAUAAAAUUUUAUUAUUUUAUUAUUAUUAUUUGAUUCCCACAACCACCCUGCGAGGCAGGUUAGGCUGAGAGGCAGUGACUGGCCCAAGAAACAUCCACUAAAAUUGCCUUGUCCCACUCUCUGUACAGACCCAGUGCUCAAUUACCUACAAAAGCCUUGUGCUCCGCUGAUAUGCAAGCAGGAUGCAUAUCACCCAGCCAAGCAAAAUGCAACAUGAGAAUUUCAUGCCGAACCACAAGCAGAGCAACAUGCAUCAUUCUGGAUUUUUAUGUCUAUAGCUCCAACUAUAUCUCUGUUUGUCACUAUUUUCUCUUGCUCUUUCCCCUGGUAAAUCACACUCCCCACUUCACCUCUCAGACAGAAGUAAACCCACUGAACGAAACAGGGCUUAAACUUGGAAUAAACAUGCCCAAGAUUGCAUCUUCCUUUACCAUCUCUGAGGGGGAUCCCAUUCGAACAGAGAGAGAGAGAGAGAGAUUCUCCGAUAUGUCAUGGCCAUAAAUGCACAAUUGCUUUUACAAAAUUAACACUUGAUCUUAUCGCCUUCUGCCUUUCUGGAUUGCCUUUGGAAAUCACUUUUAAAGCUGCAAGGAAUUUUCUUUGGAUCAGUGUUUCUGUGUGUUCUGCAAGACAAGACACUGUUCAUUACAUCACCCAGUUCCCCCUCUAUAAAGAUCCUCGUGGAAAACAUCUGUCUUGAGUUCAGCUGUGGGGGAAAUGUUAUUACGUCAACCGAGUUUGUGUGGUUUUUACUGCUGGCCAAGGAAAAUAAGGCUACCUUGUAUUUUUGUUGGCUGCUGGGAAAUUAAAAGCCAGAUUUGCGGCUCAACUGUUGUCGUUCAGUCGUGUCCGACUCUUCGUGACCCCAUGGACCAGAGCACGCCAGGCACUCCUGUCUUCCACUGCCUCCCGCAGUUUGGUCAGACUCAUGUUUGUGGCUUCGAGAACACUGUCCAGCCAUCUCGUCCUCUGCCGUCCCCUUCUCCUUGUGCCCUCCAUCUUUCCCAACAUCAGGGUCUUUUCCAGGGAGUCUUCUCUUCUGAUGAGGUGGCCAAAGUCUUGGAGCCUCAGCUUCACGAUCUGUCCUUCCAGUGAGCACUCAGGGCUGAUUUCCUUCAGAAUGGAGAGGUUUGAUCUUCUUGCAGUCCAUGGGACUCUCAAGAGUCUCCUAUGAGUGCCUUUUCCCCACUUUGUUCCAGCAGAACAAAUAAAAUGGUUACUGUUGAAUCAACUCCCUUCCCCUAAAGGUUGUGGAAUGUUAGACUAGCAAUUUCCCUAAAGAAGGAAUUGGUCAGCCUGCAGCCUAACAGUGUGGGGUAGUGGUUAGAGAGAGUCAGGCUAGGAGACCAGGGUUCAAAUCCCCGCUCAUUCAUGAAGCUCACCGGGUGUGACUUCGGCUCAGUCUGACCUACCUCACAAGGUUAUUAUGGGGUGUAAAUGUAGGAUUGCCAUAACUCUGGAAUCUCCUGGACUUAUCCAGAAUACUGCAUCUGCAAGCAGUGUCUGGGCGGAAGUCGGUGAAAUGUCUGGUCAGAUCCAGACAUAUUGCAGCCCAUGUGUCGGCAGUAUCGUUCUUGCCUCAGAAAUAGCUCAAAAACUUCCCAUUUCUUUGUGAUUUUGCUAAAAAAAGCUCAACAACGCCUCCUCUCCGGAUUUGAAAUAUGGCAACCCUAAUAAAAUGAGAAGGGAGGGAACCACGUACACCACCCUGAGGUUGGUUUGCUCAGUUUUAUUCCCUACCCCAAAUAAAGCCCUGAGAAGUGAAUAUUUGCAUUUAAUGCCUCUUUUGUUUCCUCUUUUCCAAGGCGUUAGCUGGAGAUGUCCUCUCAUACUUUGCCCUUGAGAUUCUCUCUAGAGGGUUAAAUCCACCAAGUCAAGAUUCCUAGAGGAAUACCUGUCUAGGAACCAAAGAUGUGAAUGGUCAAAGUCCUAGACAGGCAAGACAUUGACUAGGCUCUUGCAUACUACCAUAGUGGCAGUAUUCUCAGUGGAAAGAACCCCAGCAAUUGAGGGGUGUUGAGCACCAUCCUGGACCCAGUGUGCUUCUGGAAAUAUGGGCAAGAGGAACAAACGUUCUGCUUUGCCAAUUUUUUUUUAGGUUGGAUCCAGCUCUUUUCACCUGUACACUCGUAAUGGCUGGAGUUAACACAGAGACGUAAACGUCCAUCUGCUCAUUGGGUCAACCUCAGAAGGAGUCCACGCGCAGACAUGGCGAGCUGUUGCUCAGUGCCCAGAUGCAACAACCGGCGUUGGCGUGGAUCCCACGUCACGUUUCACAGGUAAGCUGGGCCACCUGGAAGGAAUUGUGGUGGGUGGGGUAUGAACGAUUGCAAAAUCUCCUCCUGCCUUGCUCAAAUAUAGUGCAGUUCUGUGACACAAUUCUGGGCACCACCAUUUUCAUUGUCUGGAAACCAAGCCUUACGAGGAGCGCUUGAAGGAGCUGGGUAUGUUUAGCCUGGAAAAGAGGAGACUGAGGGGAGAUAGGAUAGCCAUCUUCAAAUAUCUCAAGGGCUGCCACAUGGAAGAUGGUGGAAGCUUGUUUUCUCCUGCUCUGGAGGGUAGGACUCGAACCCAUGGCUUCAAGUUACAAGAAAGGAGAUUCCGACUAAACAUCAGGAAGAACCUUCUGACAGUAAGAGCUGUUCAGCAGCAGAACGGUCUCCCUCGGGGGCUUUUAAGCAGAGGUUGGACGGUCCUCUGUUGUGGAUGCUUUCGCUGAGAAUCCUGCCUUGCAGGGGGUUGGACUAGAUGACCCUCGGGAUCCCUUUCCGACUCUACAAUUAUAUGAUUCUAUGACACUGUACGUAAGAAGAGUUUGGCUGCUGGAUCAGGCCAGUGGGCCAUCUAGUCCAGCAUCCUGUUCUCACAGAUGCUUCAUUGAGAAACCCACAAGCGGAAUCUGAACCCAACACCGCUCUCCCCUCCUGCGAUUUCCAGCAACUGGUAUUCAGAUGUAGUGGAGAUGGAACAAAGCCGUCAGGUUGAUGUAGGUCCUGUGUGAGUGUCUGGAGGCGGUUGGAGGAUGGAUGGCGGCUAACAGAUUGAGGUUGAAUCCUGACAAGACAGAAGUACUGUUUUUGGGGGACAGGAGGCGGGCAGGUGUGGAAGACUCCCUGGUCCUGAAUGGGGUAACUGUGCCCCUGAAGGACCAGGUGCGCAGCCUUGGAGUCAUUCUGGACUCAUAGCUGUCCAUGGAGGCGCAGGUCAAUUCUGUGUCCAGGGCAGCUGUCUACAAGCUCCAUCUGGUACGCAGGCUGAGACCCUCCCUGCCCACGGACUGUCUCGCCAGAGUGGUGCAUGCUCUAGUUAUCUCUCGCUUGGACUACUGCAAUGUGCUCUACGUGGGGCUACCUUUGAAGGUGACCCGGAAACUACAACUAAUCCAGAACACGGCAGCGCGACUGGUGACUGGGAGCGGCCUCCGAGACCAUAUAACACCGGUCCUGAGAGAUCUGCAUUGGCUCCCAGUACAUUUCCGAGCACAAUUCAAAGUGUUGGUGCUGACCUUUAAAGCCCUAAAUGGCCUCGGUCCAGCAUACCUGAAAGAGCGUCUCCACCUCCAUCGUUCUGCCCAGACACUGAGGUCCAGCACCAAGGGCCUUCUGGCAGUUCCCUCACUGCAAGAAGCCAAGUUACAGGGAACCAGGCAGAGGGCCUUCUCGGUAGUGGCGCCCGCCCUGUGGAUCGCCCUCCCACCAGAUAUCAAAGAGAAAAAUAACUACCAAACUUGUAGAAGACAUCUAAAGGCAGCCCUGUUUAGGGAAGCUUAUAAUGUUUAAUAGGUUAUUGUAUUUUAGUGUUUUGUUGGAAGCCACCCAGAGUGGCUGGGGGGACCCAGCCAGAUGGGCUUGGUAUAAAUAAUAAAUUAUUAUUAUUAUUAUUAUUAUUAUUAUUAUUAUUACAGUAAUAGUCUAUGGCAAUUUCCACAACUACAUGAAUGCCCAACUCUUUAAAAUUCAAAACAAAAUUGUUUCAGGUUUCCUCUCACAAAGGAAGACCAGUUGAAAAAGUGGCUCGUGAACAUCGGACGUCCGAACUUCACUCCCUCGUACAAUGACGUCGUGUGCUCAGAGCACUUUAGGAGGACAGAUUUCUGGGGCAAAGUGGCUUCCGGGCGGCGGGAACUCAAACCCGGAGCAAUCCCAACUGUCAUUCGUCGACCGAAAAAGGUGAGGGGAUUUAUUUAAUUUUUUAAAGAGAAAACAGGGUGCGCACGUGCCGUACAUUUAAACUACUGGGAAGUGUAGUUUGUUCAGGGUGUUGGGGGGUUGUAGCUCUGUGAGGGUAAACUACAGUUUCCAGGAUUAUUAUUUUUUGAGAAAGCCGUGUACUUUAAAUGUACUGUGUGUGCAAAGCCUGAUGGUCCAAUCGAUGAUCAGGAAUUACUUAUCUGUGUUUUUAUCUUGUAUUUUUAUCUUGUGAACAGCCCUGAGGUCUUUGGAUGAAUAUAAAUCUAAUAAAUAAAAAUAAAAAUAGAGAAAAACAAGGCUGGUAUAUAAAUCUAAUAAAUAAAAAUAACAAUAAUAAAAACAGUCAUUGUUAUUUGAUUUAAUGUACCCUUUAAAAAUAUAGGAAUGGGGUAAGGCAAAUUCCUUCCUGUUAUAAGAAAAAACUGCUCCCUUUCCCUUAUGGGGUAUUCCUGAGCCCAACCCUAUCGGAGGAGAAAACAGAGGCCAGCCAGAGUACAUUGAGAAGCAUAGUUUGAAGUUUAUUCAAGGAACUUUUGCAACAGGGUCCCUACUCCCCACACACAGGAGGGAGGAGAACCCAGAGCAAUGGUGUGCAAGUCCUUUUAUAAACUUUUGAAAUUGCCCACCCUGUAGUCCAAGACCCACCCCCACCCUAAAAAACCCCCCAUCAUACAUACAUCACAGAAGGAGCCAGUCUACAGCAGAAGUCCUAUCCUGCCAGGAUACCUGAUAAUGGUCACUGAUUGCUUUACCUGGGCAGCCUGGCCAUUCUUUUGUCAUGGUUAAUACUUUAGCUCCUGAAUCCAGGUCACAGGUUCACCCUAUUCAUACACAAAUACGCCCUUAAGACAGGAUUUGUAAGGAAGAAGACAAUGGAAAGGCUUUCCCCAUUUGCCUCCUUUACUGCAGAGGAAUAUUUGAGGUCAUUGGGAGAGUCAAAAUGGCUUCAGGAUUACUCUUCUGUGCUGUUUCAGACUCAUGGUUCAUAUAUUUAGAUAUGUGUCCCUUUAUGAAUAUUUCUUCUAUAUUUGAGACCUUAAAAUUCUUAUAACAACCGGAACAACUAACUCACUCUGAAACUCACCUACAGGUGGUACCUAACACCAAGGAAAUUAGCGCUAAUACGCCCAGGAACCUCACCAAAAUGCUGGAGAGGGUGCACCUCCACAGGCACAUACCUCCAUAUGUGGUGGGAGUGCCCCAAAAUCCAACUAUUCUGGACAACAGCCAUACGAGAAAUAUGUAAAAUAACUAAGCAAGUAUUAGAAAUCACCCCAGAACUGGCCCUGCUAAACAUCUUCCAAGACAAUAACGCCCACUUACACCACAAAGAACUCGUAACCCACCUACUUUCAGCAGCCAGAAGCAUCAUAACUAGACACUGGAGAGACCUGUCAGGAGUAAGCAUGGACCAGUGGUACCAAAUAGUAUGGGAAACAGCCCUACUAGAAAAAUGAACCAAUAAACUGAAACUGACAUGGGGACAAAUAGAAGAAGAUGCCUUUAUCCCCUUUAUCACAUACACAGCCCAAUAAUACAAUGACAAAAAUCCAACAACAGCAUACAAAUCAAUAUGGCUAACCUGAUUCAAAAACACCCACCCACCUCACUCACACACAAAAACAAAGUUCACCACAGCCAAUCACAAACAAACAACCACACCCUAGGCCAACCCCAACCUUUCUCACCACCAAAGGAACACAAGUGAAUCGCAGAGAACCUGCACAAGCGACGCUGACACAAAACCCCACAUAUAUUAAGCAAAUUAGAAACAUUGCCUCCCAACCCCCACCCCCACUCACCUUUCCCCCCUCCACCUCUUUCCCCCUUUUCUUCCCAAUGUAACCCUAACGCCUCUGUCUUGGAACGUAAACAUCAUUGUGGAAAUAAUAAUAAUAAUAAUAAUAAUAAUAAUAAUAAUAAUAAUAAAUUUUUUAUACCCCACCCAUCUGGCUGAGUUUCCCUAGCCACUCUGGGCGGCUCCCAAUCAAAUGUUAAAAACAGUACAGCAUUAAAUAUUAAAAACUUCCCUAAACAGGGCUGCCUUCAGAUGUCUUUUAAAGAUAGGAUAGCUGCUUAUUUCCUUCACAUCUGAAGGGAGGGCGUUCCACAGGGAGGGCACCACUUCCGAGAAGGCCCUCUACCUGGUUCCCUGUAACCUCACUUCUUGCAAUGAGGGAACCGCCAGAAGGCCCUCGGAGCUGGACCUCAGUGUCCAGGCUGAACGAUGGGGGUGGAGACGCUCCUUCAGGUAUACAGGACCGAGGCUGUUUAGGACUUUAAAGGUCAGCACCAACACUUUGAAUUGUGCUCGGAAACGUACUGGGAGCCAAUGCAGAUCUCUCAGGACCGGUGUUAUGUGGUCCCGACGGCCACUCCCAGUCACUAGUCUAGCUGCCGCAUUCUGGAUUAAUUGCAGUUUCCAGGUCACCUUCAAUAAUCCUUUAAUAAUGGCCUCGGAGCUCCUAUAAGUGCCCUGCUGCUAAAUCAGGCCAUUGGUCUACCUUGCCCCAGGCUGCCUAACCCAGAGGUAGCCAUUGUGUUCACUUCCAGAUUUUGUGGAAUACAACUCCCAUGAGCCCCAGAAAGCACGGCCAAUUGUCGGGAAUGAUGGGAGUUGCAGUCUACCACAUCUGAACUACUUUUUGCCUGUUUCAAGUUUGAGGAAACUGUAGUCCCUGCAGCAUCCCUGACCAUUAACCUUGCUGGCUGGGACUGAUGGUAUCUGAAGAUAUACUUCAUUAGCGAUCAUAAGGAGGAGGGGAAAUAAAGAUGUGUUCCUAUCGGUCUGAUGCUCUUUGGUUUGUUUUACGUUUGCAAAUGACAAAGGCAGAAGGGCAGAAGACGAUUUGCAACCAGGAAGUCUUGCAAAUGGGCCUGGCUUUCUGAGACAGAGACUCUCAACAGGCCAAAAUCCAAGCUCUCUUCUCCCACAGCAAAAGCGGCUUCGGUUGCUGCUGUUGUUGCAUCUUAGGACUGCUUCCUAACUGCUCUUUGUUUUAACUUUCCUUUUGCAGGGCUCUGGAAAGGGUCUGGCUAAAACGAGAAAGAGCCUUGUCCGGCGUAAACCGCCCGAUCUCGAACCAAGCAGCCAAACUUUGGCAGUCGGCGAAAGCGAUGUUGAAGCAGCAGCAGCCUCCAAGAGCGACAUUGUGAUCCUGGAGCAUUCGUACUCGGCCCCGGCAAGCCCAGGUGAAGCCAGGCAGUCGAUGCCACAAAAGUUCAUAAUAAGUGACAGGCCUCUGUGAAAGAUGCUCAGCUUGGUGCUGCUAAGCAGAAGAAUGUUUUAAUUAUUUGGAGGGGGGAGAGAAGCGUUCAAAGCCCACUUCUUCCUGCAAAGACCUUGGAACGACCCCUGUGUCCUCAUAGCCUAUGGAAACAGCGGAACCUCGGUUCCCGAACGCCUCCGUUGUCGUACGUUUUGGUUCUCAAACGCCGAAAACCCGGAAGUAAAUGCUUCCAUUUUCGAACAUUUUUCGGAACCUGAAUGUGCGACGCAGCUUCCUUGGGGUGCAAGGAGCUCUUGCUACCAAUGGGAAGCCGCGCCUUGGUUUUUGAACAUUUCGGAAGCCAAACAGGCAUCUGGAACAGAUUUUGUUCAAGAACCGGGGUACCACUGUAUGUGUAACUCAGCCUAGUAUGGCGCCCUCUUGCUAGGGCUUCUGGGAGUUGUAGUCCGCAAUGGCUGAAGGGCACCAGGUUGAGGAAGGGUGACGCAACAGUGGCCUAGCGAGAGUCCUGGGGGCCAGGUAAAAUGCCAUAGGGGGCCACAUUUGGAUCCCAUCCCUGUGCAGUCCUCUGCCACUGUUCUGCAUGGGUUUUAUGUUGGUUUGUGUUGCUUUUAUGCUCUCUGAAUACCAUUUUAAUAAGCAUUUUGUUAUUUAUUUCUAGUGCCUUUUAUAAUUUCUUGUAAACCACUCAGAGGGAAGGGAUGUAGUUCAAUGCAGGUUCAUUUCCCUGUGUUCUCCGAGUAGGCCUGAGGAAACCUCCUUGCCUGAAAUCAGGGUGGAUUUGAUUUAAAUCGAAUCGAUUUAAAUCACGAUUUAAAUCACUAUCACUAGUCAGUAAGACUUGAUUUAAAUCAUGUUUUUACAGAAAGACUCAUUCUUGCUGGUAUAGCCUUAAUAUUUACAACCAGAUGAAGGUUUCAUUUUUGAAAUAAUAAAUUUUUAGAGAAGUUUUUACAGCUAUUUCAAAAAUCACUGAUUUGGUUAUACAAAGAUAUGAAAUUAUUGUGAGGUUUAAUAAGUUAACUGUUUAUAUUUGGACAGCUUUUCUGCUGUAUUUUAUUGGAAGGAGAAAAGUAAUCAUUUCCUUGAUAACAAUUUAAACAAUUUAUUUAACUGGAACAAUAACAUUAUAGCAUAUGUAUCCAUGUUUGUAAACUGGUGUGGUCAAACAAUUUUAAAAAAAACUUAGACUGAGUUUUAGCACAAAUGAAAAACUUAAAACAAAUCCUUAUUUCCUGAUGAAUAGCCUUUGGACUAUAAUGUAACUUAAACAGAAAACUAUUUUUAGAAAGUUUUUUCCUCCAAAAGCAUUUUAUUUUAAAAAUCUGAUUAUUAUUUUUUAAAUUAAAUCAAUUUUUAAAAAAACCAAAACCAUUGAUUUUUACCCACCCUGCCUGAAAUAUUUGACAGCUGCUACCAGUCAGUGUAGACAGUACAGUGGUACCUCGGGUUACAUUCGCUUCAGGUUACAUACACUUCAGGUUACAGACUCCGCUAACCCAGAAAUAUUACCUCGGGUUAAGAACUUUGCUUCAGGAUGAGAACAGAAAUCGUGCUCCGGCGGCGUGGCGGCAGCAGGAGGCCCCAUUAGCUAAAGUGGUGCUUCAGGUUAAGAACAGUUUCAGGUUAAGUAUGGACCUCCGGAACGAAUUAAGUACUUAACCCGAGGUACCACUGUAGAACUUUAUAGGCCAAUGGUCUAGUCUUGUGCAAGGCAGCUUCCUUUGUGUCGUGGAUGGUCACGAUAGAGGAAUGAAUGGAUGGAUAAUGUGUGGCUUUUGCUCUAGUAUGGGAAACUGCCCUCUUGACUCGUCUCACGAUCAAUUUUUAUCUGGCAUGCCCCCCCUUUCCUCUCCAGCCUCUUCCGCCUUGGAUCUCCGGGUGGCGUCGAUCCGGGAGAAAAGCAGCGCCGCAGACUCGGAGGCGAGGAAAAGCCCUCGGCUCCUCCAGGCGAGGAUCAGGAGAGAAUGCCGGGAGAGGUCGGGGCCAAACGUCCCAGAGGAGCCCAUCGACAACUCGGAGGCCCAGCGCCAGCACUUCCGCCAGUUCCGCUACGAGGAGGUCAAAGGGCCCCGAGAGCUUUGCAACCGGCUCUGGGACCUCUGCCACCAGUGGCUGAAGCCCGGGAAGCACACCAAACUGCAGAUGCUGGAGCUGGUCAUCCUGGAGCAAUUCCUGGCCAUCCUGCCCCGGGAGAUGCAGGACUACGUCAAGGAAGAGGGACCCACGGAUUGUGACCACGCCGUGACGCUGGCGGAGGAUUUCCUACAGAGUCAGCAAGAGGCAGAGGUGAGCCCCUUUUAUCCCAGCUGGUGAUUCCAGUGGGCUUUGCUCAGAUCCUCUUCUGGUCCCAAUUCUGGUCCCCGGUUGAGCCUUCAAUGUGGCAGUUCCUCCUCGCCCCCAUAUCAUUUUUAUUAAGUCUCCAAAAAUAUUUCAACGCGUUUCUCAACGUAAACAUUUUUUUAAAAAAACAUGCUAAGUUUCUUCUUUACUUCCCACCUCUCCUUUUCUGAUUUUUUUUUCUUGUUGUCCUUUUUAUGAGCUGUUUAUAACACACAUACAGUGGUACCUUGGGUUACAUACGCUUCAGGUGACAUACGCUUCAGGAUACAUACUCCACUAACCCAGAAAUAGUGCUUCAGAUUAAGAACUUUGCUUCAGGAUGAGAACAGAAAUCGUGCUCCGGCGGCGCAGCCGUAGCGGGAGGCCCCAUUAGCUAAAGUGGUGCUUCAGGUUAAGAACAGUUUCGGGUUAAGUACGGACCUCCGGAAUGAAUUAAGUACUUAACCCGAGGUACCACUGUAUUUUUAUUGUUUAAACCCCGCUACCGUUAAAUGUUUCCACUGCUUAUGCUUCAAAUCCUGCCAGCGACUUCAUAUAUGGGUGAUAAUUCGAUAGAUUGUCCAUCAGUGGUCAGGGACGCGGGUGGCGCUGUGGGUUAAACCACAGAGCCUAGGACUUGCCAAUCAGAAGGUCGCCGGUUCGAAUCCCUGCAACGGGGUGAGCUCCCAUUGCUUCGUCCCUGCUCCUGCCAACCUAGCAGUUCGAAAGCACCUCAAAGUGCAAGUAGAUAAAUAGGUACCACUCCAGCGGGAAGGUAAACAGCGUUUCCGUGCGCUGCUCUGGUUUGCCAGAAGCGGCUUAGUCAUGCUGGCCACAUGACCCGGAAGCUGUACGCCAGCUCCCUCAGCCAAUAAAGCGAGAUGAGCGCCGCAACCCCAGAGUCGGUCAUGACUGGACCUAAUGGUCAGGGGUCCCUUUACCUUUACCAUCAGUGGUCUCCAUUCUUCCUUAAACACUUCUGUGCUGUUAAUUUGGCAGUUACCUUUGCUAUUUCUUCAGAGUGGCAGUUCCUGCCCUGAGGAACUCCACGCCACUAGAGACUCGGCAGGAAUCACCCCUACUUAUGUCGGCAACUGGCCUUGAUGGCUGUGCUGUACCUCCACAGUUAAGAGGCAGUAAAGCAUUUGAGGGCCAGUUGUUGUUGUUGUUUGUUGUUGUUAAUCCCAAGGAAGGAGAGUCCCCAACCUCCUGAGGGAGACUCUUCCCCUGUCAAACAGCUCUUACGGUCAGAAAGCUUUUCCUGAUAUUUAGUCAGAAUCUCUUUUCUUGUAACUGGAAGCCAUUGGUUCGAAUCCUACCCUCCAGAGCAGGACCAAAAAAAUUAAUAAAUUCCCUCUUCCAUGUGACAGCCCUUGAGAUCUGCUCAGUCUCCUCUUUUCCAUGCUGCACGGCCAGGGAAAAAACAAUGUUAUCCAGGGUUGUAAAGACUGCAGAGAGAAUAACUGGGUGCACUCUUCCCACCUUAGAUCAAAUCUAUGCUGCCAGGUGCCAUUAAGAAAGCGGCAGAGAUAGUGCAGGAUAGUACGCACCCCAGAAAUUAUCUCUUUCUGCUUCUGCCUUCUGGAAGAAGGUAUAGGAUUAUAAAGGCCAGGACUAGCCGUCUGAGAAACAGUUUCUACGCAAAUGCAAUUCUGGUUCUAAAUGCAGCAUAAGGGGUCUCUAUAGAAUAGUGUAUUUUAAAAUGGGGUUUCAGAGUUUUUAGGGGGUUUUGAAUGUUUUAUGUAGUUUUUAUGUAGUUUUAUGUAGUUUUUCAAUUUCAUUGUUCUGCAUGGGACAAUGACAAUAAAUAUAUCGUAUUGUAACAUACCCAGCUCAGAGUGGCCUAAGUCCUACUCAGAGCAGACCCUGUUGAAAUCAAUGGCCCUAACUUAGUCACGUUCAUUAACUUCAGUGGGUCUACACUGAGUAGGGCUAGCACUGGAGACAACCUUGGUUGGAGCUGCCCUCUCAUACCUCCCUCCUUGAUCUCAGGGUUGUGGGUUUGAAUCCCGCAUUGGGCGAAAGAUUCCUCGGGGUCCUCUAUGACUCUAUGAUCCAUUUGCGCUCUCUCUCUCUCUCUCUCUGCCCUGUUUCAGGAGGGAGUGACUGAUUUGUCCAAAGCAAAGAAGACUCCCUCGCAAGCUCGGCGUACGCCACAAGCCAAAAGAAUUGUCAAGAAGGAGGACGGGGAUGCUGCCACACUGGGUAAGAGUUUCUUGUGUCUCUGUCAUGGGGGAGUAUACAGGUCCUGGGACAAGAUUAACCCCUGGCUCUUCUCGCACCAGGCCAAAACUUUUGAGAACUUGCUUUCUCAAUCUGCUAGUCCUCUGUGAGGGAAGCACUUGUCUCUAGCCUCCCUUUAUUGAAACACUCCCAUAUGCAGAUGGCAUUUGAGAUGUCUUAAUUAUUAUUAUUAAUUAUUAUUUAUACCCCGCCAAUCUGGCUGAGUUUCCCCAGCCACUCUGGGCGGCUCCCAAUCGAGUGUUAAAAACAAUACAGCAUUAAAUGCUCUGUUGGCAGGCACAUAGAGAUCCUGCCUUUCAAUAAUACUAAUACUAAUACUACUACUACUACUACUACUAAUAAUAAUAAUAAUAUUUAUACCCCGCCCUCCCCAGCCAAGACCUGGCUCAGGGCAGCUAACACCAGGUAUAAAAAACAAUUGAUUGAAAUACAACUUAAAAAAACAAGAUUAAAAUACAACAUUAAAAUGCAGCCUCAUUUCAGUAGAAACGCAAAUCAAAAACUUUUUUGGGGAUGGAAACGUCAAGUCUUCACCAAGGCAUAAUAAUAAUAAUAAAAUAAUAAUAUAAUGGAGGACCACAGAUUAUUUAAAAAAAUCUAUCUAUCUAUCUAUCUAUCUAUAAACCUAUCCAUCUCUUUAGAACAAUGAAAAUAUAAUUUUAAUUUGUAUUUAUAGCCUGCUUUUCAUCAAAUGGUCUCAGAUGAGUUACAGAAAUACAGCAAUCAAAAUAACUACAGUAUAUAAUUGGAAUACUUGCCUUUGACUUUCAGGUGUCUCUCGAUAGCCUAUGUAGUUGUUUAUAAUUUUCUCGAGUAGCUAUUCGCCUUAGCGGUUGUUCUGUUAGGGAUGCCAUAUGUGCAGAAGAAUAAUCAUUAUUAUCAUUAUCGUUCUUUUAUUAUUUGUACCCCGCCCAACGUAUAUAAAAAGCAUAAUAAAACGUCGCAAGUUAAAUCGCCUGCUUCCUUCCUUUCUGGGAGAGGGGACAGGCUUGUUCAUUCUAGAAUUAAUUCCAUUUAUUUCCCUUUCUCUCUCUCCUCUAGAAGACGUGACUGUGAGCGACGGCCGGGCGGAGGGCAUUUCGGAGGAGGUCCUUGUGCCCGAAGAAGUCGUAUCGCAGGAGGAAGUCUCCACUGUGGUUGAGGCUGCUGAAAGUGGGUCCCCAUUAUGGAUAUUCGGGGUAGUUCCAGGGGGUCCCCGUAUCGCCAGCCACGCCUCUGUUGGAGACAGUGUCGUAUAGUGGUUAGAGCAGAGGGGAGGGGGGCAACCUUUCUCAACCUGUGGGUCCCCAGAUGUUGCUGAACUACAACUCCCAUCACCCCUAGCUAGCAAGACCGGAGCUCUGGGAUGAUGGGAGUUGUAGUCCAACAACAUCUGGGGACCCACAGGUUGAGAACGGCUGGGGGGGGGGGGAACCUGUGGACUCCAACUCCCAUCAUCCCCGGUUGCUGGCCAUACCUGCAGGGGCUGAUGGGAUUUGUAGUCUGGGUGGCUUUUUCUGGGGGGGCCAAUGGUUUUCCAUCUGCCUGGCCUAACCCUCAGGUUGCAGGGAAAAAACAAAUGUGUUUCAUUUGAGCUUGCUGGAAGGAAGCUGAACUAAAAAUGUCGCCGUAAUGUAAAAACAGGUGGCCGUUUACCUGAGAGUAAGCCUCAUUAAACUCAGUGGGGCUUACCUCUGAGGAGACAUAUAGGUUUCCGCAGCCAGCGAACUCGCUUCCCUGCGUCAAGGCAUAGAAGGCUUGGAUACAGUGUUCAUAUAUAUUUUUAUUUUAAAAAAAGAAUCCUGUCACAGGAUUAUUUGGGGGAUGGGAUUCGCAAUGUCAUUAGGCCUAAAAAAUAAGACACUUUUCUGCUUGGUCGAAGCCUGUCAGGAUUCAGAAAGGGGCCGGGCGAAAAGCUCUUAAGUUAUUAUGGUUUUAUUGCUGCAGAACACAGUGAUAAAGCGGUGUAGAAAUGAUUGUAUAAAUAAAUAAAAUUAACAAGCCAGCCUUGGGUUGGAAUUUGGCUUCCUUUUACCUCCUCCCUUUAUUUAACAAAAUUAAUAUAUUGCUUAAGCAGCUGCACCUCGAAGCGGUUUACACGAAAUAUAAAAUAUGUGUUAAAAUUGCCGGUAAAACCAGAUGUUGAAAAACAAGCUAGCCUUGAAAAUUUAAAAAUAUAGUUUAAAAAUAUAGGGUUGUAGCCAACUAAAUUUUACAUUGAGUAGAUCCGUUUAUAGCAAUUAAUUUUAGUCAUUAACUUCAUUGGGUCUGCUCUUGAGUAGGACUAGUUUUGGAUACUUUUUGUAUACUUUCUCUGACCCAUAAGAUCAGACCCUAUUAUUUCAGAUUUCCUGUUUUUAUUUGUUCCUGAUUUGUAAUGCUAUUUACCUAUUUUUUGUUUGGUUUUGUGUACUGCUUAGGGUUUUUUUUAAAAAAGUGGUUCCAAAAAGCUUUUAAAUAAAACAGUAAAUAAAUAACUUUGAGUAAUGAAUGAGGAGCAUAGCUUGUGGGCCGACAAAGUGAAGCGUAACUCUUCUUGGCACGAGGGAACAUGUUAUAGUUAUAUAAAAGUCUAGCAGGAACCGAAAACGAGCAGCCGAUAGGAAAUAAAAAGGAAGAAAAUUGGGGAAAAAAUCAAGGCUAAAAUGAUGAAAUAUUUUUUCGAAAUGUAAUUUGGAAAUGUACGUGUGAUGGGAUGAUGAGCUGCUUGUGUGUAAAAUCCUAGUCCCUCAGAGUUUGGUCAAGUUUGCAAACCUCUGUCUGUAACGGAGCCCCUUAAACAUGGCUCCGUCAGUCGCUGGCAGAUUCCGACAGUGGUUGCUUUCGGAAUCGCUUCCAACAUAAAAGCUCCUUAACGGAAACACGUCUUCUGGACUCUCUGCGUGACAGUUUCCGGCGAGGAGUGGGUGUCCCUACAGGAGGUCCUGAAACCUCCCCACUGUUUUCGCUGGAAGUGUCUCUGAGCCAUCCCUCCAGCUCCCUUUCCCUCAGCCCAGCUCCUCUCCCCCUACUGGUUCCCUCUUCAGCUGCUGAGUCUCUCCCAACCUGUGUGAGCCCUUUCACUUCCCUUCCUUCCGAUGGCAGUUCCCUGACAUCCACCUCCCCUCCAGGGCCCCCUUCAUCCCCUCUCGCCCCUCCUCUACGGGCGGUGAGGAGGCAAAACCCCGGAAUGAACUUCCUUCAUCUUCCGAUGUCCCGAACACUUCUCUCCACCUGUUGCGGUUCCUGGUCUCGAAGUACUCCUCCUCCUCAGAGUCCAUCUCCCCUUCCCCUUCCGAUUCCGAGAAUCCUUCCAACUCCUCCUCCUCAUCGGUGGUCCCAAAGUAUUCCCUCCGGAACCUCUCCACAGGCUGAGGUUUCCUUGGGAACCUUUGAUGGAACGUUUCUAUCAAUACCUCGUCAUUGAUAUCUUCUGCCAUUACCCAAGUGUUUUCUGACUCCGGUUCUCCUUCCCACGCUACCAAAUACUCCACCUGAUCCCCCUUCCAUCUGGCGUCGAGGAUUUCUGCCACAUGGCUGCUGCAUUCCCUUUCUUCUAUGACCGGUCCCCGAGUGGCCAUCCCUUCUCGUCCCCCCUCAUACGGUGACAGUAACGACCUGUGAAAUACUGGGUGCAGUUUCAUGUGGUUGGGUAACCGGAGCCUGAAAGCCACUGGGUUGACCUGUUGAAUGACCUCAAAGGGACCCAAUCUCCUGGGUCUUAAUUUCUUACAACCUCCUUUGAACGGCAACCCUUGGGUUGACAGCCACACCCUAUCUCCCACCCUUAUGGUUUCACCUUCCCUUCGGUUCUUGUCUGCCUGCCUCUUGUAUUCUUCCUUCGCCCUUUCUAAGUUGAGUUGGAGCUGACGAUGGAUUGCUUCCAUUUCUUCUACAAAAUGCUCGGCUGCCGGGACACCCCAUCUCUCCCCUUCUCCCCCUGGGAAAGCCCUGGGAUGACACCCAUAAUUAGCCAAGAAGGGGCUCAUCCCUGUGGACACAUUCUCGGCAUUGUUGUAGGCAAAUUCCGCCAGCGCCAACUUUUCUACCCAGUCAUUCUCUCUGUCAUUGACAUAACACCUCAGGUAUUGCUGGAGGACCCCGUUUGCUCUUUCCGCCUGCCCGUUGGUUUCAGGGUGCCGGGCAGUCGAAAAGUUGACCUCCACCUGCAGUAAGCUCAUGAGCUUCCUCCAGAACCUGGAAGUAAAUUGUUUUCCUCGGUCUGAGACCACCCUCAAUGGCACCCCGUGCAACCUAAAAAUGUGUUCUACAAAUAACUUCGCUGUCUCUUCCGCCGUGACUGCAUGCGAGCAGGCUACAAAGUGGCACAUCUUUGUUAGUAGGUCUACCACCACCAUGAUGGCUGUUUUCCCCUUGGACUUCGGCAGAUCAGUCAUAAAAUCUAUCGACACUGCCUCCCAAGGUCGUUCUGGGGUUGGUAAGGGUUCUAAUAGCCCCGCCGGUGCCCGCCUCUCCCCUUUGGCUCGCUGGCAUUGCUCACACCCUCUUACAUACUCCCGUACAUCUUCCCUCACCUUAGGCCACCAAAAUUCCCUGGUGACCAACCACAUGGUUUUGUGUUGUCCAAAAUGCCCCGCCGUGGGGCUGUCGUGCAACUGCUUGAGUACCCUCCCCCUUAAGUCUCCUUCAGGGAUAUACAGUGCCCCUUUGUAAUACAAAGCUCCAUUUCUUUCCUCGAAACCCCCUGGUUCCUCUCCCUCACCCCUAAGACCUCUGAGCUUAUUCUGGGCGUAUUCAUCAUUCUCUGUUUCCUCUACCAGUUCUCUUUGUCCCACCAAUGCCGCCCCACACACCCAGCGGUCCUCUGGAAUGACAUGUCUCUCUUCGGGUGCUCCCUCCUCCUCCAAAUAUUCAGGUUUGCGUGAGAGAGCGUCCGCCCUAAUGUUCUCUGGGCCUGGCACGUAACAAAUCUCAAAGUUAAAUUUGGAGAACUCCUGGGCCCAUCUCACUUGCCGUUGGUUGAGCACUCGUGCCGUCCUCCAAUACUCUAGGUUCUUGUGGUCAGUGCACACUUGCACCUUAUGUUGUGCGCCAAUUAGCAGGUGCCUCCAUCUCCGGAACGCCUCAUGAAUGGCUAGUAGUUCUCGGUCAUACACCGUGUAGUUCCUCUCGGAUUUGUUCAGCUUUCGCGAAAAAAGGCACACGGUCUCCACUCUGACUCCUCCUUCCCUGGCUGCAGAAGCACCGCCCCAAUCGCUCUGUCUGAUGCGUCAGUUUCCACUCUCAUCGGUUUUUGUAAAUCCACAUGCAGGAGUUGUUGUUCCGAGGCGAAGGCCCUUUUAGUUCCUCAAAUGCUCGCUCCGCCUCCUCAGUCCAAACGAACUUCUUCUUACUGCUGAGACAGUCCGUAAUGGGCGCCGUCAGGUGGGCAAAGUUUCGGAUGAACUUACGAUAGAAGUUCCCAAAUCCUAGGAACCUCUGCACAUCCUUCCUUGUUUUGGGUGUUUUCCAUUCCAGCACCGCCUGGACCUUGCCGGGAUCCAUGGCCAAUCCCUUGUCUGACAGGCGAUACCCCAGGAAUUCCACCUCCUUGGUAUGAAACUGACACUUCUCCAGUUUCACCCACAGCUGGUUGGCUUGCAGCCUGCUCAACACUUCUCUGACGUCUCUCACAUGCUGCUCCUCAUUCUCAGAAUACACCAACACGUCGUCUAAGAAGGCCACACAAUUCUUGUAAAGCAAAGGCCCCAGGACGUGGUUCAUAAACGAUUGAAAGCACGCGGAGCCUCCUUGUAGGCCGAAGGGCAUAACUAAAUAUUCAAAUGCCCCCAAAGGGGUGAACAUGGUGGUUUUCCAUUCAUCCCCCUUCCUUAUUCGUAUCAGGUUGUACGCCCCCCUUAGGUCCAGUUUAGUAAAAAUCUUUCCCUUCCUGACCCUUGUCAAAAUGUCGUCAAUCCUGGGCAUAGGGAAAGCCACUGGUUCUGACACUGCAUUUAAGGCCCUGAAGUCACACACAAGCCUCGGCUUGUUCGUGUUUUUUUUAUCCACAAAAAACACUGGGCUGCCCCCCACCGCCCUGGACUCUCUGAUGAACCCUCUCUUCAGGUUCUUGUCAAUGAACUCUCUUAGCUCCUGCAUCUCUCUGUCUGACAUGGCGUACAGCUUGCCUACAGGGAGCUGUGCCCCAGGGAGUAAAUUGAUUUGACAGUCAAAGGGUCUUUGCGGGGUUAAUUGGUCAGCUUCCCUUUCGCUGAAGACGUCGCGGAGAUCUGCGUAUUGUCGUGGUACCUUCACGUUCUCCGUUACUUCAGUCCCUGCUAGGGUGGCUUGGGCCCCUGCCAAACCCUUUCCCUCUUUGCAGUGUUCUAAGCAAUGUGCUGAACCAAAAGAAACCACUCUCUGAUGCCAGCCCACCAGCGGAUCAUGUAACGCUAGCCAGCUCAUCCCCAAUAUAAUGGGAGCUCCUCCCAAGGUGGCCACAUUAAACGCUAUCAGUUCGGUGUGCCUUGCCACCUUCAUUAUCAUUGGGACGGUCUGCAAGCUGACUUCUCCUCCCAACAGCUCCCUGCCAUCGAUCGUGGUCACCUGCAGGGGUUGCUUAAAGGGAUCGUCUGUAUCUGGUGUUCAGCUGCAAACUCUUUGCUCAUGAAAUUGCAGGAGCUGCCUGAGUCCAACAGCGCCUUUAUCUUUAGAGGGUGUCCGUUUGGCAGCUCUAGCGCCACUUCUAUCACUAGGGCGGGUUUAGGAGGUUCUGGCGUGGGCACUUUCACUGCUCUUUGGCCUGACUGCUGUGCCCCGACGGUGGCAGCCAGGCGUUGGCUUUUACUUGCUUCGGUAUUUCUUCCUCUCUUCCCUCCACAGCUCCUACCAUCCCUUGCCAUUCCUUCCUCUGGGGGCAGACUCUGGCAAAGUGACCUGGCUGUUGGCAGAGAUAGCAUUUCCGGGCGCCUUUUCCCUCCUUCUUUCCCCCUUCACUGGGCUUUGAAACUGCGCGCGCGCGCUGUUCCGAUUUCCAUCGGCUCUGCCGGCGGGAAAGUUGGCUCUGGAAUGUCUGGAAUGCGGAACUCCUUCCAACGUUCCCCCUUCCCUUCCCGCCUCUCCAAUGCUCUCGCCUCCUGGCGCGCUCCUAUGGUCAGCGCUGAUUUGGUCAGCUGGUCCAUAGACUCCGCCCUGGGCGCCCGGGAAAGUUCGUCUUUCACAGCCGAAGAAAGCCCUUCUUCAAAAAGCAUUUGAAUGGGUUCCGCCGAUAGAUCCCACCCCAAUUUAUGGAUCAACAUGGUGAAUUCAGUCCAGUACUCACGGACAGAUCGGCUACCCUGUUUGCAAGCCAUUAACUGUCUGCGGACCACUCCCUGUUCAAUAUCGCUGGAAAACAUCAGAUCCAUGGCGCGAAAGAACUUCAUCGUGUCCUUUAGGACGUCACUAUUCGCUGCCAUCAGGGGUCUAACCCAGUCUCUCGCCCCCUUUUCAAGAUGCCCAAUCACGAAAGCCACUCUUGAUUCCUCGUCAGGGAAUUCAUCAAACUGCAGAUUGAGGGCAUAUUGCAUCUCUGUCCGAAAGCCAUGAUAGUCUUUGGGCUCCCCCCCAAACUUCUGCACCAAUCCUGGUACCUUUCUGACGAGCUGGGUGUCUUUCCCCUUUUGUCUGCAUCCUGAGCCCUCCUCUCCUCAAGCCUCGCCGUCUGCAGCGCUAGCUGGACCUCCAACACCCGGUACCUUUCUUCCAGGCUUGGACCCGCUCCAGCUCCUGCUUCUCCGGUUCCGGCUGGGUUGCUCAUGAUGCCUUCUCCUGCACAAGCUGCUCACGAAGACUGUCGGAAUGCUGUGAUGGGAUGAUGAGCUGCUUGUGUGUAAAAUCCUAGUCCCUCAGAGUUUGGUCAAGUUUGCAAACCUCUGUCUGUAACGGAGCCCCUUAAACAUGGCUCCGUCAGUCGCUGGCAGAUUCCGACAGUGGUUGCUUUCGGACUCGCUUCCAACAUAAAAGCUCCUUAACGGAAACACGUCUUCUGGACUCUCUGCGUGACAGUUUCCGGCGAGGAGUGGGUGUCCCUACAGGAGGUCCUGAAACCUCCCCACUGUUUUCGCUGGAAGUGUCUCUGAGCCAUCCCUCCAGCUCCCUUUCCCUCAGCCCAGCUCCUCUCCCCCUACUGGUUCCCUCUUCAGCUGCUGAGUCUCUCCCAACCUGUGUGAGCCCUUUCACUUCCCUUCCUUCCGAUGGCAGUUCCCUGACAGUACGUAAUAUUGAGCAGCUCAUAAGGAUGGGAAAGGAAACAUCAAGAUGGUGGGAUGGGAUGUCACUUUUAAAUUUGUAUUAAAUUUGAAUUAAUUUGAUGCUAAAUUCAUUAAACAUUUUAAAAAGCAAUAAAAAAUAUUUUUGGGGGGAGGGAGGGAGAGAACAAAGGGCACAGCACAUGAUCAACAGUUCAUUGAAAAUUCCCCCUUAGCAGGAUUGCAACAGCACUUGUAACAUAGCAAGUAUUAUGGAGACAAUGGAAUUAUACAAAACAUAAGAUUAUUCAAAAAGAUGCAGUAGAAAAGGUUUAAUAAUAGGACUCAUAGGGGGAGGUGGGAAGUCCAGAGAUUUGGAGGAAUCUGUAAAUGUGGGUGUGUAUGGUUGUAUUGCUAUAAUUUUAUAAUUCUAAAAACAAAAAAAAUAUUUAAAAAUAAAAUAAAAUCCCCCUUUCAAAAUGCCACCCCUUCAAAAUACCACUGCCGGCUCCCCAGAUUUCCCUGGGCAAAGUGAACGAAUGCAUGCUCUCUUGAAAGCAAUAAUUUAUUAGCAUGCUUCCCUGUUCAGACAGCCUCCACAGCAGCGCAUGUGGUUAGAGAUUGAAAGCAGGCCCUGGUUCAGAUCCGAACUCAGCGGUGACUAGAGUUUGCCAAGUAACUUUGGGCCAGUGACUAUUUCUUGGUGUCCCCUUAAGUUCCUUGGGAGAGGAGAGGGGGAAGUUGAUGUAUAAAUUCAAGCCGCAACUAAACCGAGGCUCCGUUUCUCUCGUGUAUCUUUGGGGUUUUUUUUAGCAGGCACCGUGAUGGGGAGCCAAGGCGAGGAGGCGAAGCCCUGCGAAGAAUUGCCAGGCGGAGGCGAGGACAAAGGCGGGGAAGAGAACAGAGCGAUGGAGAAAGAGACUCAGACAGUGGCAGGUAGUUGAAUAGAAAUGAGUGGCAGUAGCCAAGGUUGGUUUUUGGGCUUGCUGCCCAUGGUUUGAGGGGAAACGAUAGGCCAAACCAUGACUUAGCUCCUGGCAACGCAGCAACUGGAGGACUGGAGGAGGAGCAAAGUGUCCUACUUUCCCCGUGCUGCGCAUUCCCCUUUUAAGUCAUAGUUAAGCUUAACUAUGGCUUAGUGCAGGUGUGGAGAACGUUUUGGCAUUCUAGAUAUUGCUGAACCACCGUUCCCACCUGCAUGGUCAAUGGAACACCUUAUUUAUUUUGUCAAACUUCAGUGCAUUUUGGGAAAUGGAAGAGGGGACUUGUUCUUUGAGGGGGCCCCCUGCUUUGAAGACCUACAUUGGAUCCCAGUAAGUUUCCGAGCACAAUUUAAAGUGUUGGUGCUGAUCUUAAAAGGCCUAAACGGCCUUGGCUCAGUUUGCCUAUCUCUCAGCCCGGACACUGAGGUCCAGCUCCGAGGGCCUUCUGGUGGUUCUCUCACUGCGAGAAGUGAGGUUACAUGGAACCAGGCAGAGGGCCUUCUUGGUAGUGGCGCCCGCCCUGUGGAACGCCCUCCCAUCAGAUGUCAAGGAAAUGAACAACUCUUUGACUUUUAGAAGACAUCAGAAGGCAGCCCUGUUUAGGGAAGUUUUUAAUGUUUGAUGUUUUAUCGUGUUUUUUAAUAUUCUGUUGGGAGCUGCCCAGAGCGGCUGAGGAAACCCAUCCAGAUGGGUGGGGUAUAAAUAAUAAAUUAUUAUUGUUAAAAUUAUUAUUACCGUAUUUUUCGCACCAUAGGACGCACCGGACAAUAGGACGCACCUUGUUUUAGAGGGGGGAGAACAAGAAAAAAAAUUUCUCCCCCUCUCUGCCCAGUGCCCCUUCAGCGAAGCGGCAGGAGGCGCUGCGCAGAGAGGGGGAGAAUUUCCCCCCUCUUGUUUUUCCACUCUAAAACAAGGUCCGUUCAAGGUGCGUUCAGGCGGCUACCUUGGAAGCCUGGAGAGUGAGAGGGGUCGGUGCGCACCGACCCCUCUCGCUCUCCAGGCUUCAGGUUCCUUUCGACCUGCUCUUUGGGGCUGGCGGGGGGAAGCCCACCACCAGCCCCAAAGAGCAGGUCAGGGAGCAGCGGAAAGGCGCAGCAGAGAGGCUCCUGCCAUAGCCGCGCGUCACCUCUCCAGCUGGGAGAGGGUCGCGGGGGGCUUCUUUAGCCCCACACGCGCUCUCUCGGCUGGAGAGGUGGCGCGCGGCUAUAAGAGGCUCCUGCCAUAGCCGCGCGUCACCUCUCCACCCGGGAAAGGGUCGCGGGGCUAUGCUGUCUUUGCUCCAUAGGAUGCACACACAUUUCCCCUUCAUUUUUGAAGGGGAAAAAGUGCGUCCUAUAGAGCGAAAAAUACGGUAUUUAUUGCCAUGUUGUUAUCGAUGGGAACAUGUGCUUGUCAUUCAUAUUUCUCGUAAUUGUAGCAAAUGGUUUGCAAACACUUACUUAAUGUAGGUUUUAGAAAACAUUGGGCCCAGGAUUUCAGUGUUUUUCAUUUAGCUUGUGAGAUUUCAUCCCAUCUUGUAAUCUUUCAUUUAAUCCAGCAGGAAGCGACCAAGCACAGAAGACCGAAGAUGAAAGCUGUCAGGCAGAAGGACCUGGGCAAGCAGGCAGUGGUGCGACGUCACUGGAAGACUGUGAAUGUGAUGGUUUGCAGGGUCUGAACCUCACUGUUCAUGAGAGGUCUCAUAUGGCGGAGAAGCCUUUUGGCUGCUCCAAGUGUGGGAAAAGCUUCAGCCGCAAAUCGCUCCUUCUCGAACACCGAAGAUCUCACCCAGGAGACACGCGAUACGGAUGUUCCGUUUGUGAAAAAAGGUUCAACAAGCGAGCACGCCUCAUUGCACAUGAGAGAUCUCAUACAGGAGACAAACCCUAUCAGUGCUCCGACUGUGGGAAGUCCUUUGGUCAGGAAGCAUCCCUUGCUACGCACCAGAGGACCCAUACUGGGGAGAAACCGUACGAGUGCCUCGAGUGUGGGAAAAGUUACCCGUGGAAAACAUCCCUUGCCGUACAUCAGAAAAUCCAUGCGGGAGAGACCUACACCUGCCCCGUCUGUGAGAAAAGCUUCAACCAGAAAUCGUUGCUUAGGAUACACAAGAGAAUCCACACAGCCGAGAAGCUGUACAAGUGCUCCGAUUGCGACCAGAGCUUCACCCUUGAGAAAUACCUGAAUGCGCACAGGGUGAGGGCUCACACCCGAGAGAGGCCGCACGCCUGCGCCCAUUGCGACAAAACCUUCAUCUUCAAAUAUUCCCUCAUCGAACAUCAGAGAAUGCACACAGACGAGAGGCCCUUCAAAUGUUCAGACUGCGGCAAGCGCUACAACGGGAAAGCGGCUCUCGUCGUACACCAGAAUACCCACGCGGGAGAGAAACCCUAUCUUUGCCAAGACUGUGGUAAGAGCUUCAAAACCAAAUGUGCCUUGACCGGACACGAGAAGCGCCACAGAGGAGAGAAGCCCCACAAAUGCUCGCACUGCGACAAAAGCUUCUAUUGGAAGCAUCGCCUUAUUUUACACGAGAGAAUCCACACAGGAGAAAGGCCGUACCAGUGCCCCGAGUGCGGGAAGAGCUUCCGGUACAGAAACAACUUGACAAAGCACAAGAGGAACACGCACGAGACGAUUCGCACGGGGGACAGGACCUACCAGUGCUCGAUCUGCGGCAAAAGCUUCCGAUGGCGGCGGAGUUUCAUUUUGCACGAGAGAGCCCACACGGGGGAGAAGCCCUACAAGUGCCCCGAAUGCGGGAAGAGCUUCAUGAGCAGAGUGUCCCUCAUAGUUCACAAGAGGAUCCACACGGGGGAGAGGCCUUACCAGUGCCCCGAGUGUGGGAAGAAGUUCAUUAAAAAACAGGCCCUCAGUAAACACAAGACAGUCCACACAGGGGAGAGGAGAUACUUGUGUACCGUAUGCGGUCGGAGGUUCUCUAACAAAGGCAACCUGAUCAGGCACAUGAAAAUCCACACCGGCGAGAAACCGUACGUCUGCCCCAUAUGUGGGAAAAGUUUCAUUCAGAAGGUGUGUCUGAUUGAACACGAGCCGACCCACAGCAAAGAGAAGCCCUACGUCUGCACGGAGUGCGGGAAAAGGUUCAAGCGGAAAAGGGGGUACUUGUUGCAUGUGAGAAUGCACAGAGGGGAGGUGCCCCGCGAAAGCCCCAAGAAAAGCCUCAACGGCGGGGAAGCUGUCAGCGCGAGCCCCAGGCCCCCCGCCAAAGAGAAGUCCCACCCCUGUUUGGACUGCGGGAAGAGCUUCCACUCCGAAUGCCACCUUAUUAUGCACCAGAGGACGCACACGGGAGAGAAGCCGUACCAGUGCAGCGAGUGCGGGAAGCGCUUCAGCCAGCAGUCGUCCCUCAACACGCACCAGAGAGUCCACACGGGGGAGAAGCCGUCGCUCUGCACCGAGUGCGGGAAGCGCUUCCACAACAAGAGCAACCUGGCGCGGCACCAGCGGAUCCACACGGGGGAGAAGCCCUUUGCCUGCCCCGAGUGCGGGAAAACCUUCAACCAGAAAGCCUCCCUGGAGGCCCACAAGGCCACCCACAGCAAGGAGAGCCCCUUCUCAUGCGCCGACUGCGGGAAGAGGUUCAAACUGAAGGUCUCCCUCCUCGUGCACCAGAGGACGCACACUGGGGAGAAACCCUACGAGUGCCUGCAGUGCGGGAAAAGGUAUAUCAGGUGCUCGCAGCUGAGGAGGCACGAAAGGACACACAUCAUGCAGACAGGUGAGAAGGGGCAGCAGGAGGUGGUUGCCGCGAUUGUCGUCGUUAAUUAAAUUUGCAUACUGCCCUUCACCCGUAGAUCUCAGGGCAGUUUACAAAAUUACAAUACAGUGGUACCUCGGGUUAAGAACUUAAGUCAUUCUGGAGGUCCGUUCUUAACCUGAAACUGUUCUUAACCUGAGGUACCACUUUAGCUAAUGGGGCCUCCCGCUGCCACUGCGCCGCUACAGCACGAUUUCUGUUCUCAUCCUGAAGCAAAGUUCUUAACCCGAGGUACUAUUUCUGGGUUAGCGGAGUCUGUAACCUGAAGCGUCUGUAACCCGAGGUACCACUAUAUGAAAAACACAAAACACAUAAUAAAAAUAAGAACAAAAACAAACCAAUAACCCCACCGCCCUUUCACAAUGUAUUUUUUAAAAGGGCAUCAGAUGUCAAUCAGCCAAAAGCCUAAUUGAAGAGUUAAUGUUUUUGCAAACAAGUUGUCAUAGAAUUGUAGAGUUGCAAGGGACGCCCUGCAAUGCAGAAAUCAAUAAAAGUGGAGGUAGAGUAUUGGACUAGGAGCUAUGAGACCAGAAUUCAAAUACUGCUUUGGCCCCAAAGCUCACUGUGGAGAAAAUGGUGGGAGGACGUUUGUUUAUUAUUUUCAUUUCAUAGCAUUUAUAUAUUGCUUGAUAACGAAGAAUCUCAAAGUGGUGGUUAUUGUUGUUGUCAGUAAUGCCAAUAAUAAAAAUAAUAAUAUGAAAGAAAUAAACCGGUAACAAUAAUAUGAAAUGAAUCAACCUGAACACACUGGAUAGGUGAAAUGUCUGACUGAAGAAGCUGUCUCUCUUUCCCUCUUCACUGUUUUUGUCAUGGCCUCAUGGACCACCUGAAAUCCCCGCAGUGGGAAGUGGAGGCUGGACUGUUCGCCCCGAUUCAGGGAUUGUCAGUCUCUGUUUACUUCAUCCUGUACUUCUGCCUUGAUCAGCCUUUUUCUACCUGUGUUGUUGAACUACAACUCCCAUCACCCCUAGCUAGCAAGGCCAGAGCUCAGGGAUGAUGGGAGUUGUAGUCCAACAACAUCUGGGGACCCACAGGUUGAGAAAGGCUGGCCCUAGAUGAUCGUGUUUUGACACAAGCCAAACCUCUUUGUCCAUUUCAGAGUUGGUUGCUGAACCUGUUGAAGUUACAGAAUUUCCUGUAGAAGCAAUAAGCACUGCUGUGGUAAGAAAUGAAUUGUUGUUUUUUAGGUCGCUAGAGAAACUUUAAAUAUGCUGUCUUCUUUCUCUCUAUGGUGAAGUCCCACCAAGCUUUGCAACAUGAUACACUUCCUCUGCCAGCUUCAGCUUGACUGCCAUUAUUUCUUUGUUUUAUUUAAUAAUAAUCUUUUUAUUAUUUAUACCCCGCCCACCUGGCUAGGUUGCCCCAGCCACUCUAGGCAGUUUCCAAUACAUGCAUACCUGGUUGUCGAACGCCUUGGUACUCGGACGGUUUGGCUUCUGAACACUGCAAACCUGGAAGUGAGUGUUCCGGUUUGCAAAUGUUUUUUGGAAACUGAACAUCCGGCACGGCUUUCGAUUGGCUGCAGGAAGCUCCUUGGUUUUUGAACAGUUUCGGAGUCAAACAAACUCCCGGAACGGAUUAAGUUUGACAACCAAGGUACCACUGUACAUAUAAAAAUACAUAUAGUGAAAUCAGUGUACAAAAACUUUACAGGUGUUGUUUAUUACAAGGAACUAGAGCACAGAUAACAUUUACUUUUCAUUUCGAAGUAAAACCCGCACUACCAGCUACUCUCCAGUGUAAACACACCACUGAUUUGACCAUAAGGUGUGCAUCUCCCUGAAAAAGAGUAAAUGAAAAAUACAAAAAAAUGGCCUACAGUAUGAAGACAUGACACAAAAGGAAAAAGCGAUGGGGUGGGAGGAAGAAACCACAAACUCAAGCACCAAUUCUCAGAGGUUGCAGUUUAUUAUCAGGAACAAUUUUGGGUCCCACCUGGUAGUUAAUUGUAAUUGUGAUGCUACAAGGGGCAUUUAGUGCUGCAGUCCUAUGUAUUUUUGGAGCAAAUCCCAUAGAUAAUAAUAAUAUAAUAAUAAAUUUUAUUUAUAUCCCGCCCUCCCCAGCCGAAGCCGGGCUCAGGGCGGCUAACAACAAUAAAACAGUACAACAGUACAACACAACACUCUAAAAUCAUUCAUUAUAAAAAUAAUUCAAAACCAGCCACUGGCAACCAUUGGGCCAGAGCUCCGUGAAGAUUGCCGAAGGAGGGAGUCAGGCUGUGCCCUGGCCAAAGGCCUGGUGGAACAGCUCUGUCUUGCAGGCCCUGCGGAAAGAUGUCAAGUCCCGCAGGGCCCUAGUCUCUUGUGACAGAGCGUUCCACCAGAUCGGAGCCACAGCCGAGAAAGCCCUGCCUCUAGUUGAGGCCAGCCUAACCUCUCUGUGGCCUGGGACCUUCAAGAUGUUUUUAUUUGCAGACCGUAAGUUUCUCUGUGGGACAUACCAGGAGAGGCGGUCCCGUAGGUACAAGGGUCCUAGGCCGUAUAGGGCUUUAAAGGUUAAAACCAGCACCUUAAACCUGAUCCUGUACUCCACCGGGAGCCAGUACAGCUGGUAUAGCACCGGAUGAAUGUGAUUGGGCAUUGGGACUCGUUUCUGAGUAGACAUAUAUUGGUUCACAGGGAAGUUCAUGCCUGCAUUGUGCUCUCUUGGACAUAAAAAAUCUCUUUCCAGGCAUCUUGCCACUUGCCCCUCCCACCCUGUGUGAGGAAAGCUGCUUUUGCAGUGCAAAUGCACACAUUUGAGGCGGUAGUCUGUUACAUAGGCUGGGCCUGCUUGUGCCAAGAUGGAUGGAAUGUAGUUCCAUUCUUUGAAAACAGGACGAGCCUGACUGGGAGAUGGUAGCGUUCUUCAUUCUCAUUUUCAUUCCAGAUAAGUGUGGAUGGUGAUUUAUUUUUUGUGCAAACUACCGCAUAGAUUCCGACUGGCUACACGGGGGACCGGAGGUGAGGUAAGACCACUCUUCUAUCAAAAGCCACCAUCAUUCUGUGACUCCAGAUCUUUCCUUUUGUAUAACUAAUACCUGAGAUGAAAUUAUCUUUUUAAAGAUUUGGAACAGUUAGUUGUUGUUGAGUAGAUAAUCCCUAAAUAUAUUCCUGGCUUGUCUGUUACCGAUGGGGUAUCCGUGGGGGUUUAGUCAGAUUAGUCCAGUGUUCUUCAUUCUCGGGUCACUAGAUGUUCUUGGACUACAUCUCCCAUCAUGCCCAGCUAUCUUGGCUGUCUGAUCUCUUAUCCUCCACCUUGAUCUAUGAGAUCCUCUGAUGAGGCUUCCCCACAGUGCUAAGAUUCAUUUGGCCUUCACUGGGGACUGAGCUUCCAGUGGGGCAGGUCCUUGCCCUGUGGAACUCCCUUCAGGAAGAGGUUCAGCAAGAACCAUCCCUCCCUUUUUUCAGAGGUCUUUUGAAAACUAUAUUGUUUACACAGGCCUUUGCAGUAUAAAUUCUGCCUUUUUAACGAAUCAAUACUUGUUAAGGUUUUGUUUCUGUUUUUCAUGUUUUUUGCUGGGGGGUUUUUUUAUAUGCAUUUUACAUGGGGCUCAUCCAGCUGGGAAGGUAGCCCAUCUAGGAGAAGGAAGACUCUGACCCUUAACCUCUACUGCCUUAUGGGAUAUCUUCGGGAGGAGAAAAGGCUAAGGAGUAAAACCCUACACAAAACUGGAGUCCCUAAAAUGGUGGGAAGCCAAAUGUCUUGCUCUGCUCUCCUUUGGACCACAUCAACGAGGCUGAGAGGGGGGUCUUGUCGUCUUGGCAUCCCAGAACCUCCAGACACACUGCCCAGGCUCAUGCCCUGGGGAGGUCACUUCCAUGCUGCUAACACAGUGGUUCGACUUGACCCCCUGAUGCGUUCUCCAUUGUCCAUCGAGACAAAUGGAGACCAGCAAUUUCUAUAUGUCGUAUACAACGUUGAUGUAUUUUUAUGACAGUGUACCGUAGAUUCCGGUGUACAGUGGUGCCUCGCAAGACGAAAUUAAUUCGUUCUGCGAGUUUUUUCGCCUUGCGAAUUUUUCGUCUUGCGAAGCACGGUUUCCCAUAAGGUAUUAACGGUUUUAAGAAAAAGGAAACAAACUUGCAAGACGUUUUCGUUUUUCGUCUUGCGAAGCAAGCCCAUAGGGAAAUUCGUCUUGCGAAGCAACUCAAAAAACGAAAAACUCUUUCGUCUUGCGCGUUUUUCAUCUUGCGAGGCAUUCGUCUUGCGAGGUGCCACUGUAUUAGGCGACUGGGUGUAUUAGACGACCCCCCCAAAUUGGCAGCUGCAAUUUGGGGAUUUGUCUUAUAAGCCCAGUCGCCUAAUACGCUGGGCAGCUCUGCGCCGGGAGAAAGCAGCCCGGCGGGCUCCGCUCCGUGCCCCCCAUACCCAGCGUAUAAGACGACCCCCAAAUUUUUAACCUCUUUUCCAGGGUUAAAAAGUCGCCUUAUACGCCGGAAUCUACGGUAUAUUAGAGCAUUUUCUCUCAGUCUGGCAUUGACUGUGGCUGACAGUAGUCCAGAACAUCUGGCAUUGGGGACCAGGUUGUCAAAGUCUGCAUUAAAUUAAAUCCAGGCCCCCUUAGGGCUGGUGUGGGGACUGUUUGGCGCUACAGAUCUUACUAGAACUCCCCUCAUUAGGACUGGUAAGACCUACAUUCAAAUGCCAGCCUUGCCAUAGAAAUGACUUUGGUCCAGCCUCUCUCUCUCUUCCUCUCUCUCUCUCUCCCACCCACCCCCAUCCUAACCUUGUUGUGAAGAUAAAAUAUGUAUCAGGGAGAAGAAUCAUCUGCAUUUCCCUGAGCUUAGAAACAAAUAAAUUUUCACUUUCUUUUUCAGGUUCCUCGAUCAAGAUUGCCAGCCUGAAAAUGAACAAAAAGAAGAAGUUUUUAUUAAUUUACGUAUUACGUUUUUUUGUUAUACUGCUCUGUGGCCCAAAGCCCUCUGUGAGUGGUUUAUAGUUAAGUGCAGGUUUUUUAAAAAAAGAAAAAAGAAAAAGCACCGGAAUAUAUGAAAUUGCAAUAUAUAACAGUAUAUAGAUAAAUGUCGUUAAUAAUGUAAUUUAAAUACACGCACUCUGGAAUUAAGUAAGUCUUCGGCUGGUUGGUCUUAGGCCCUCAGCCUCCACUUCCCUUUGUUGUGACUGCAAGGAUAAAAUAUUGAGGGUGAGGGCAUAUCCUCCUCAUCUUUUAACGGCCAAGUUGGAAAUGUGUCUAUGCAAACGUACACCCAUUAAAUACAUGUACGCACAUAUCUGUGCAUGCUUGCCGAAAGACAUCAGGUGGAUGAACUUGAUGAACCUCCUUGUACUAAAGGUCCCUGGAUUAAGAUCCUAUCGCUGAGACGGGUCUCCGUCCCGUGGCAACCUACCCAUCGCAUAUGGCAUGGCCUCUUUUUCCUGGCUGCUUGGCUAUACCAAGAUGAUUAUCUUUUAGAAGCGGUCUUCCUUGCACAGCACGGAGUCAGGAGGAGUGGGGUUGUAUUAGUCACUGCUGCUGCCUCUGUCCCAUCCCUGAUGCCCCUCUUUUCCUUUUAGAGGCUCCUCACAUUGUUUAGAUUGGGACCAGGACGACUUCCUGUCGCAGACAUUCGUUCCUCCAUGUAUUUGGGGAGGGAGGUACAUGGCUCAAGACGAGGAUGCCGUGGGAUAGGGGUGGGGGCAUGCCAUGGCAUGGCUACCCAGAACAUCUCUCCUCUCCCUAAGCCGAUUCUAUUCUAAAAGCCCAAACAAAGCGCUAGUUUAAAUGGAAGCCCCUGAAUCAGUUUACACCAAGCUACUAUUUGUUCUCCUGCCUCCUCCCGCGGUCAUUUCUUAAAAACAAAAAUCGGUAUAGAAAUGAAAUAAUAAUAAUAAUAAUAUCCAGUUUAAAUGUAACUAGUUCUACUAGCAAAUUUACCAGCCCUUGUUCGACUUGUUGUAAUUUUUUUUUAAAAAAGACACACCCUGCUUUGUAGUCAUGCUCUAGACACUGCUCCAAGUGCUUCUAAUUAUUUUUGUAUAUCGGUAAGAGAUUAUUUUGAAUCGCUGACUAAAUAAAGCUACGUUACCUGUACAA
This is a messenger RNA of Podarcis lilfordi (Lilford's wall lizard), 36700 nucleotides long. NCBI's taxonomy places the organism in Eukaryota, Metazoa, Chordata, Lepidosauria, Squamata, Lacertidae. The record is from the annotation of a GenBank genome assembly.